Molecule: messenger RNA, 4522 nt
Organism: Schistosoma bovis
Lineage: Eukaryota; Metazoa; Platyhelminthes; Trematoda; Strigeidida; Schistosomatidae
Source: the annotation of a GenBank genome assembly
UCGAGGCUUUUGAAGGUCGGUUGGUUGCGGAUUUAUAGUUAUAGCGUUACAAUGGAAGUCCUCCAACAUCUUCGAGGACCUAUACCUACCACAAUGAGAGAAGUCAGUGCCUUGUCCCAACUAAACCUUGAUGAAGAUGUUCCAUCAAUUCAGGGAGCUAAUUUCCCCAUAUUGUUGCAGUCCAACACUGAUACGAAUUUUAGUGAUAUAACCGCAUUUAAAUCCGCUUUUGCGCGUUCUGCUGAAGAUGCAAGGGUUUACUCACACCUCAAUACUCUGCUUGAACAAGGACAAGAGUACGCGAUUAUGCUGUACACGUGGAGGUCGAUAUCUAGAGCUCUUCCAUUUAUCCGAUCAAGUGACCAGCCAAAUAGAAUAAAGAUAUAUGAAAAAACGAAGGAGAUAUUAGAACCACAUUGUCUAAAAUUGAAACAGUUCAUGUUCUUUCAAGAUGCAGCUAUACGGAGGUUUGUGGAAGAAGUAAAACGACUGGCCCAUAAGGAUCAGAAAAACUUCUUCGUCAACCAGGCCUAUCUCGUCACACUUGGGAAAAUGAUAAAAAUGUUUGCUCUUCUAGAUGAAAUGAAGAACAUGAAGGCAAGCAUGAAAAAUGAUUAUUCUAACUACAAAAGAGCCGCCCAGUUUCUACAAGUUAACGAUCCCGAUUCUCACGACGUUAGUAUAUUCUUGGCGAAGCAAAAAAUCAUUCGUGAUACACUAAAAGAAAGCUUGAUUGCAAUUGAUGGCUAUGAGGACCUUCUGAUAGAAAUCAUUCAUAACAGCGCUCAAAUGUAUGAAAACAAGGUUUAUAUCCUUCCUGAAGAGAAACACACUCAUGUUAUAGUUAUAGCUUUUUCCCUUUAUCUUCUCGAUUCCGGUCGUAUAGUUGAUGGUAAGCAGGUAGGCGUUUGCCUGAAUAAAAUCGCAAAACGUCUUAACAUUGGUAAAUUAGAUCGGAUUUUAAAGGAAUGUGAAGUUGUCAAUCUGUUCGGUGAUAUGAGUGUGGAACCAUUUUCAUAUGUUCGUCAAACAGCGUCAUUUGAUCCAUCUAAGUGGCCAGAGUGCAAUAGUGCUAAAGUUUCUGGUCAGGGAGUGAUCUUAACGCACAUGGCGAGAUUUCAAGAGGAAUAUACUUCAUUGACAUCCGAUUUAGCUUGGCAUACAAAUACAACGUCGAUUCGUUUAAAUGAACGUUCUGCCAAAGAAAACCAAGAACUUUAUGAUCUUGCACUUCGAGGUCUUCAAUAUUUAUCUGGUUGGUCUGUACAAGUGUUAGACACAUUUUCAUGGAAGCUUGCUCACUGUGCCAGCGGUUUCACAAACCAUGAGUGCCCAAAAGAUGCUGAGAAUUAUGAAAAAGCCACUCGUUAUAAUUACAAUUCAGAAGAAAGAUUUGCUAUGAUUGAAAUAAUCAGUAUGAUUAAAUCUGUUCAAACACAACUUUUACGAUUGGAAGCUUGUUAUUCAGAAGCGAUUGGUCGUUCUGUUUAUCGAGAACUACAGUCAAUUGUUGUCGGCCAAUUAAGCGCUCCAUUGCUUAAAGCACAAAAGAAAAAAGAACGAAUCAUGCUGGCACGUUUAAUACUUGCGAUUCAAGCGACAUGUGCUGAUCAAAUAUCCGACACAAUGGAUUUGGAUAUGAUGAUGCACACUAGUAGCAGUAGUGGUGGUGGCACAACAGGAUCCAAAUCAUGGGGUAAAGCUGCUUCUUCAAAACUAUCGAAUUCAAGCAAUAAUAAUAAUCAUAAUAAUAGUAUGACUACAGGGUCAAAUUCUACGAUGGCUACUGUCGCUGCUUCAUUAGCCAAUAAUAAUGACAGUCCAACAGGAUCGAUUAGUACAAGUAGUAUAUUUGAUUCAAAUAAACGUCGAGUUGGUCCAUCAUCUAGUCAAUUGUAUUUAGUACGAACUAUGUUAGAAUUAAUGGUUGAACAAGUUUCAUCAACCAAACAAAUGAUACGAAAAGAAUUGGACACUGCAACAUUAUCAGCGAUAGAUACAUUUCUUAAGCAUAGUUUUUAUUGGCCAUAUCUUCUGAAUUUCAGUGAAACUUUAAUCAAGUGUUGUGACCUAUCUCAACUAUGGUAUCGUGAAUUCUUCUUAGAAAUGACUAAUGGUGCUUGUAUACAAUUUCCAAUUGAAAUGAGUUUACCAUGGAUAUUCACCGAUCAUAUUCUAGAAAGUGAACAUCCUGGUUAUACGGAAUAUCUACUCUAUAUGCUUGAUCUUUACAAUGAUGCUGCUGAUUGUGCAUUAAAUCGAUUUCGAAGACGAUUUCUUUAUGAAGAAAUCGAGGCUGAAGCGAAUUUAGUCUUUGAUCAACUUGUUUAUAAACUAAGUGAUAAAAUAUUUCGACACUAUAAACGCUAUGCAUCAUCAAUUUUAUUAGACAAACGAUUUCGAGCUGAAGCCCAACGUACUGCUUCAUGGCGUGAACCUUAUCCACCGCCUAAUCGUUAUACUGCAGCUUUACUUCGACAAAGAAAUAUUCAAUUGCUUGGUCGUUCUGUCGAUAUAAAUCGAUUAAUUUGUCAGAGGAUGACUAAAGCAAUAUACAAAUCAAUUGAAGUUGCUAUUUCACGUUUUCAUAGUUCAGAUAUAACAGGAAUAAUUGAAUUGGAAGCAGCUAUUGAAUGUAAUCGACUUUGUCAUAGAAUGUUGAGUGAACAAUUGGAAUUAGAUGAUUUUGAUGCAUUAUUACGUGAAGCGGAUAAUUUAGUAACUUCUAGAUUAGGAAAAAUUACUGUUCAUGUAUUUUGGGAAUUAACAUAUGAUCUUGUUAAAAAUUACUGUUAUAAUGAUGCUACUAACAGAUUUGUACCAACAAAUUUCACAUUAACUGAAGUGUUAGAACGUGAAAAACCGCCAACAGUUGAGGCUCAAUACGUUUGGGGUAGUCGUUCGUUAAAUACAUGCUUUGAAACUAUAUUUAAAUUAUAUCGUGGUUUUGUUGGUGCACCUCACUUUUCUGCCAUUUGUCGUUUAUUGGGUUAUCGAGGUCUGUUUGUUGUUACAGCAGAAGUAAUGAAAGUUGCUCAAUCAUUGCUAAAUCAAACAUUACGCGAUUAUGUUUGCCGAUUAGUGCUUCUUAUGCCUCAAUCAUUGAUACUUCCAUCAGAGAAAGCUGAAUCUGAUGCUGUAUUCUCGGCUUUAUACACUCAAUUACAUCAAAUCUAUAAAUAUACAGAUUUACGAACUAAUGUAUUUCAAAAUUUUCGUGAAUUUGGAAAUAUUCUUAUCUGUUGCUUACAGUUAGAAAAGAAUUUAUCAAUUGAAGAUUCAUGUGAUCUUCGUCAUGCAGGGCCUUUUAUUGGACAAAUGCCAAGACAGUUCUUUCCUCCUAUUCCAUCUCAUGAGGAAGGAUUAAAAGGUAAAUCAAUUAAUGAAUUAAGACGUGAACGUGAAAUUCAAUACAAAGAAUUACAAAAGAAACAAGAAUCAAUGAAUAUUGUAUUAGUUGUAUCACGUAUUGGUACUGAAGAUCAAUUGUCCUUAGCUAAAGAGAAUGAAAUAUUAACGAAAGAGAGACUUUGUUCUGGUUUAACACUAUUCGAAUUUGUCCUUAAUAAAAUUAAAAACUUUCUUCAUGAAGAAGAUUCUGAUGGAAAUACUUGGGAUCGUCUUUCCAAUAUUACCAAACGUAGUUCUAUAUGUAAUGGAACUACUACACAUUAUAAUAAUGAUAUACUCGGCUUAGAAAGUUAUACACACUUUCAUCGUCUAUGGUCUGCUAUUCAAUUAGUAUUCUGUACACCAUUUGGGCAAAAUGAAUAUACAGUUGAAGAAAUGUUUGGUGAAGGAUUAAAUUGGGCUGGAUGUGCAAUCAUUUUAUUAUUAGGUCAACAACGUCAAUUUGAAGCACUUGAUUUUGGUAGUCUUAUUUUACGACUACAACGAAUCGAUAAAAAAGAUGCAACACCAAUGGGAGUUUCUCUGGAACGAAUGGCGGCUCGUUUAAGUCGUUUCUCAGUACUCAAUCGUCAAAUAUUUUCCACAUUAAAUAUAUAUCUUCAUCCCGUCGAUCGACAGGAUGAAUCGAGUGUUCGUGUUCGACAGUUUCCUAUACCUACCUGGUCCAAAUCAUAAACCAUUAUCGUUUUUUAAACCAUGUAAUUUGUUCCCCUUUCCAAUUUUUUUGGUAUAACGCUUAUUGUACUAUAAACCACCUCAAUUAAUGGCAUUUUAUAGAGUUCCUUUGGUUCUUUUUUAUAUUUUGAUCAUACCGGUAAUUUGUUUUGGUUGAUUUACUGCUUUCCUGGUGUUUUUUGCUUUCUUAUCUGGUUUUUCCACCUCAUUUUCUAGAGAAAUAUGUAUAAAUAAAUUCAUAAGGAAAAUAAAGUUAAUUUAUGGUGUUAUAUGAUUAAUGAUAAUAAUGCUUUGUUAGUAAAAUUAAUUUUAUGCGGACCAACAUUCUUUUUGUCGUAAAAAUCAUGUUGUAUUCGAUGCGACCUUGCUGAAAUGUGUCCAUACGCGAAGUUACCGUUAGUCAUCUUGAAUAAAAAAUUAACAUAAGUUUAAGUAG